CCUGUGUAGCAGACGAUGAACAAACAAAAGCACAACCACACACAGCACACAGCAACGCCAGUCAUCUGUUGCAGAAGCACACAUCUGCCGGUUCUUUGAACCUUUUAUUCAAAGUUUAUCUGUUUGUUGACAUGUUUAAAAAGUUUGAUGAGAAAGAAAGCGUCUCAGGGACGCAGCAACUUAAGUCUUCAGUCCAGAAAGGAAUUCGUACCAAAUUAUUAGAACUGUAUCCAACUUUAGAAUCUUACAUAGAUGUUAUUCUUCCCAAGAAAGAUGCUUUCAGAAUAGUUAAGUGCCACGAACACAUAGAGCUGCUUGUGAAUAGUGCGGGUGAUUUGCUCUUUUUCCGCCAAAGAGAAGGACCAUGGAUGCCCACAUUGAGAUUGUUACACAAAUAUCCAUUCUUUCUUCCCCUGGAACAAGUUGACAAAGGCGCCAUACGAUUCGUUUUAAGUGGAGCAAAUAUUAUGUGUCCUGGUCUUACAUCACCGGGAGCUAAAAUGACGACAGUACCUAAAGGGACUGUAGUUGCUAUAAUGGCAGAAGGAAAACAACAUGCAAUUGCUGUGGGAAUCACAUCAUUAUCCACGGAUGACAUAUCAAAAGUAAACAAAGGUGUAGGUGUGGAAAACUGCCAUUAUUUAAAUGAUGGACUUUGGCAAAUGAAACCUGUUAAGUGAGCUGUCUCUGGUGUGAUACAAAUGUGCAUUUGUUUAUAAUACAUGUGUUACUCGUAUUGAUACUAAAAGAUUUUUGUAAGUAAUGGUUCUUCUUUAUUGCAUAAAAAACUGUAACAUACACAA
Frankliniella occidentalis (western flower thrips) is the source of this 803-nucleotide messenger RNA. It is a transcript of the gene MCTS1, whose product is annotated as malignant T-cell-amplified sequence 1 homolog. Gene Ontology annotation, molecular function: RNA binding. Gene Ontology annotation, biological process: formation of translation preinitiation complex. The record is from RefSeq and is a predicted model, not a curated record. NCBI's taxonomy places the organism in Eukaryota, Metazoa, Arthropoda, Insecta, Thysanoptera, Thripidae. The transcript has 6 exons. The coding region runs from base 132 to 680 and encodes 182 amino acids.